Molecule: messenger RNA, 2032 nt
Organism: Cydia amplana
Lineage: Eukaryota; Metazoa; Arthropoda; Insecta; Lepidoptera; Tortricidae
Product: tetratricopeptide repeat protein 39B-like
Exons: 15
Coding region: 188-2023 (611 amino acids)
Molecular function (GO): protein binding
Source: RefSeq, a predicted model, not a curated record
CUAUUAGGUGGUUUCGUAAUUUAAUUUAGAAGUAAUUUCUCCAGAUUACCAACAUUUGGUUAUAUAGACAAGAGCUGCUAUAUAUUCUAACGUGAAUUCAUUGCCUCUUAAUCAAUUUGGUUUGUGCUACUUAUCAUCAUGAUAAACGCAUGACUCAUUAACCUGACAACUUGAAGCUGAAACCAAGAUGGCGCUUAAACAAGAAAGUGUACCGGCGCUUGGGUCUCCGAUGCUCCACCGCACCGAAUAUCGGGAAACCGGCCCGCCGCCUCUGGCCACUGAGGACUUCGAAGAGGACGAGUUCCAAGACGCCGCCGAAGAGCAAAAUGAGUAUUCCAUGGAUUUACAAACGGCCUUCGAAGAGUGUGAGGUUGCGAUGAGAAAAUUUUUCAAUAACGACCUGGUGGGAGCGUCGAAUAUAAUGAAACCUUGGUGCCGCACGUCUCUGUACCACAGCCUUGGCAUGUCCAUCUUCGAGUUCAUUCCCGCCAUGUUGACCUUCGACCACGGGCAGAUCAACCGCGCCCUGGCGGCGCUCAAAGUUUGCAUCUCUAUCUGCAAUCAGCAUCGGAGGAACUUGUCACUCGUCGAGAGCAUUGGCACUAUUAUAAGAAAGCCAAACUUUAGCACGUACACAGACAUAGAGGCGCACGCUGAGCUAUGCUACGCGGAAGCUCUGCUGCUCCAAGCCAUGAUGACUAUCAUGGAGGGGGAGGACCUCACUGGCCUUAUCAAGGGCACCAUCAAAGUCAAGAACUGCUACAAUAGUUAUAAAGACUGCGCUAAGAUUCUUGCGCGCAAACAGUGGGAGAGUGAAACGUCGCGGAUACACUUCCAUAGCGGCGUGCGCCUGGGCACCGCCACGUUCAACGUGAUGAUAUCGCUGCUGCCUCCCAGGAUCAUCAGUCUGCUGGAGUUCGUCGGCUUUUCAGGAAACAAGAGCUACGGUCUGACCGAGCUGGUGGCCGGCAUGCGGUCCGCGGGCCUGCGGGCCGUGCUGUGCGAGCUGACGCUGCUCGCGUACCACCUCGUCAUCUGCCACUUCAUCGGCGCGCAGGCCGACCUCGACAUCUGCCAGGAGAUACUGGACAAGGAGCUCAAGGUGUACCCGGAUGGUGUAUGGUUCCUGCUGUUUAAAGGGCGGCUCGAGCUGAUGCGAGGCAUGUUCAAUCCGUCCAUAGUCACGUACAACUUAGCCAUAGACAGCCAGGACAUGUGGCUGCAGUUCCGACAUGUCUGCUACUGGGAGAUCAUGUGGGUUAAUGGGUUAAAAAUGGAUUGGCGGCAAGCUGCAGUGUAUGCCAACAAGCUAAUGGAGGAGAGCUCGUGGUCGCGGACGAUCUACACCUACACCAAGGCCGCGCUGCUGCUGCAACUAGGAGAAGACCUGAAGCUCGGGGAGAGACAGCAGUGCAACGAUCUCAUGAGGAACGCGUCUUACUACAAGCAACGCAUCGCAGGCAAAUCGCUCCCGAUGGAAAAGUUCAUGAUCAAACGUUGCGCGCGCUACAGCGCGCAGGGCCACCAGCUGGUGCUGCCCGCGCUGGAGCUGCUGUGCCUGUGGAACAUGUUCCCGGUGCUCGCGCGGCACGAGCGCGCCGCGCAGGACGUGCUCAAGUUAAUAGAAACUACCCGCGACCGCCUGGACGCUGGCCCUAAGGAGUGGAUGGCUGGCUACGAGGCCGACAACCGCGCGCUGCUGUGGUACCUGCACGGGUGCUGCCUCUCCGCCAUGGGCCUCCCGCGGCUCGCCCUGGACUCGCUCGACUCCGUUAUACUGUUGAAGAACGAGAUCAAGGAGGACACAUUCCUGCUGCCGUACGCGAUGGCCGAGAUCGCCGUAUGCUACCAUUACUUGGGCGACGAUGAGCGCGCCCUGCAAAUACUCACUGACACCAGGAAAAAGUAUUCCGGAUAUUCACUAGAAUCGAGGCUUCAGUUCCGUAUGCACUCGAGGAUGAUCAUGAUAAAGGAAAAAGAACAGAAAAACAAAACUGCAUCCGUAAAAAAAAUUGCAUCAUAAUUCGUUUAU